Molecule: messenger RNA, 438 nt
Organism: Paramacrobiotus metropolitanus
Lineage: Eukaryota; Metazoa; Tardigrada; Eutardigrada; Parachela; Macrobiotidae
Product: speckle-type POZ protein B-like
Exons: 2
Coding region: 1-438 (145 amino acids)
Biological process (GO): regulation of proteolysis; proteasome-mediated ubiquitin-dependent protein catabolic process
Cellular component (GO): cytoplasm; nucleus
Molecular function (GO): ubiquitin protein ligase binding
Source: RefSeq, a predicted model, not a curated record
AUGCUAAAACGAAACGAUUGGAACAUCGACCUGAUGUUCCAUACAACCACCGUUAACGAGGCGACCACUCGCUCGCACACCAGUUUCUGUAGCAAUCUUGCCAAUAUGCGAACCGCCGAAGUACUGACCGACUGUACGUUGCUGACCAACGACGGGAAAGAAUUCCCGGCGUAUCGCAUAGUAUUGGCCGCUCAGUCGGAUGUCUUCUCGGCCAUGUUCCAGCAUGAUACGCUGGAAAAGAAAACCGGCCGUUGUGAGAUUAAAGACAUUAACAGCGACACACUGGGCAUUGUGCUGGAUUUCGUUUAUCAAUGUCUGCGCGAUCUUUGUGAAAAGGCCAUGGCUGCCAGCCUCACGGUGGAGAACGCGCUGGACAUGUUGGUUUUCGCCAAAAACCGACAGCUUGUCUUUCUCAAGACGAAAGCGGCAUGUCGCUGA